CGUUACUGAUGAUGAUCUACGACCAAAAAGGAAAAAGUAAAAGAAACAGUAACUUCUUACACCAACCACACAAAAUAACGUAAUCCGAUUGUAAAAAGAAGAAGACUUUUCUGCAAAAGAACAUUCUUUCAGACCAGAGACGACUCGCCGGGAAGUGACGUCACCAAUGGGUGCUACAGACCCCAUAAAGGAGAUUGAAGAGAGAGAAAACAGAGAAGAAAAAACAGAGAAGCAUAAGAAGAAGAAGAAACAGAGAGGAGUAAAAGCAGAGGAGGUGGAGGAAGAAGCAGAGGAGUCAAAAGAUAAAGAUGAACUCAAUCAUCAUAGAUUCUUAGCGAGCUUGAACAGAUUAAACCCAACAAACCCUCUUCGUAUCAUCGUUAACAAUGGCGGCGGCGGUAGAUUCACUACUCCGCCGCCUCAGCCACUCCGAUCUUCCUCAAGAGUUCCUCCGCCGAUUCAGACUCCUCCCGUUCGAACUCAACCGCCGGAAGAACCUCAACUUCCACCGUCUCCGUCACCACCGCCGCUUCAACAUCAAUCACGUUCCCUCUUCACACAAACCCCUCAAGAGACUUUGGCGUCACUGAACUCAACAAAGUACACAAACAAGUUCUUUCUCCUCCUCUUCAUGCUUCACAAGAUCGUCGCUAUAGGUUUUGUAUGCUUCCUUGUCUUCAGAGGCGUCCAAGGACUAAUCGGCUCCAACGGCAGCGUCAAAAGGAAAGAGCAACGUAUCCUCAGAUUCCUACUUCCACAAGUGGAAGCUGCUUCUUUGCUAAGCAUCAUACUCGCAUUCUCAUGGCAAAUGGCAAUACGUCUCUGGCCUGAGUUCAUGAUCCACUUCAUUCUCUGGAGUACAUUCUUGAUGUCUCUCUCCUCAGGGAUACUAUUACUCUGUUUCCAGAUGCCAGCAACAGAUGCUGUUGGUGUUGGUCUCAUUGCUUUCUCUAUAGGGAAUGGUUUAUAUGCUUGCUGGGUCACUAGGAGAAUCAAGUUCUGUACCAAGAUAUUGGUUAAGUCUUUAGAGCCAGUUUCAAAGUUCUCUGACUUGAACUUACCAACUUACUACAUGCUAGCUGCUGGUUUCUUCUGGAUGUCACUUUGGAUAUUCGGUGUCAUUGGUGCUUUGAAUUUUUAUUUUCCUCCGCUUGUGAUUAUUGGUUUGGUGUUGAGUUUGGCUUGGACUACGGAAGUGAUGAGGAAUGUUGUUAAUCUAACUGUAAGUAGAGUCAUUGCUCUGUUUUAUCUUAGAGGGAUGCAGUCUAGUACAAGGUUUAGCUUCCAAAGAGCCUUGUCUCGUAACUUGGGGAGUGCGUGUUUGGGAUCUUUGUUUGUUCCAACGAUAGAAGCACUUAGGAUCGUGGCGAGAGGGUUGAAUUUGCUAAAAGGUGAAGAUGAGUUCAUGUUUUGCUGCGCUAAUUGCUGUCUUAAACUCAUGACAUUCAUAUUUGAGCAUGGGAAUGGAUGGGCCUUUGUGCAGAUAGCAGCGUAUGGGAAAGGGUUUGUGAGAGCUUCACAAGACACGUGGAAACUGUUUGAGGAUGUAGAUAUGGUUGAGAUAGUAGAUGCAGACAUAACAAGCUCUAUAUGUUUCCUCACAGGGAUAUGCAGUGGCUGCGUAUGUGUAAUUGUAGCGGCUGCUUGGACACACACAGUUUAUAAGCCUUUUACAGCUACCAUCUCCUUACUUGCCUUCUUCAUUGGUUACCUCAUGACGAGGAUCUCAAUGGCAUUGCCUCACGCAUGCGUGAGUUGCUACUACGCAUGCUAUGCUGAGAAUCCAGAAAGCAGAUUCUUUGACAAAACCAUAAAAGAGAGACAGGCUUUGAUCAAAAAUGGUCGUGUUGUCGUCCACACACCUAGAGUCCGACGUGCUCUAGCCUAGCCUGGCCCUGGCUGCUUACUCUCUUCUUCUUUUUCCUUCCUGCCUAAUUGAAAUGGCUAGGUAUUAAAAAUGUAUUUAAAAUUUGAUAAUUAGUUUAGUAAGAGAAUAGUGUCAAUAACAGUGGGGGUGGGGAAGAAAGAAUGUGGCUCAUGACUUCAUGUCAUACACACAAUCCAACUAAGCAAAGUUAGUUGAGCCUUUUUUUUUUUCCUUCUUUGUUGUUGUUGAAACCAUUCAAUGACCUUCUGUACAUAUAUUUAUUUCUUCAUUAUUUGUUGUUUCCUGUCUGUAUGUUCCUUUCUCAAUUCGGAAAGUAGUUAAUUUAUUUAUAGAUUAGGACAUCAUGCAACUGCGUGGUUAGUAGAUCGUUGAUGUAAUAAAC
This is a messenger RNA of Eruca vesicaria subsp. sativa (arugula), 2270 nucleotides long. NCBI's taxonomy places the organism in Eukaryota, Viridiplantae, Streptophyta, Magnoliopsida, Brassicales, Brassicaceae. The record is from the annotation of a GenBank genome assembly.